Molecule: messenger RNA, 3975 nt
Organism: Parascedosporium putredinis
Lineage: Eukaryota; Fungi; Ascomycota; Sordariomycetes; Microascales; Microascaceae
Source: the annotation of a GenBank genome assembly
AUGUCGUCUUCCGAGAGCCGUACAUCCCCGUUCGCGGUUUCGGGUGCAUCGACGGAAGCGGCCGAGAAGUGCGCCGCCAGCCUUCCUGAGGAGGUAUGGCUGAAAUUCAGAAACUCGGAGCCAGAAGAUAUAAUCUACGACAUGGAGAGAAUGAAGGGUACUUACCAUCAGACCGAGGAAUUAAUCUGCUUCAUACGAAGAGUACAACUCGUCACCGAACCGGUAGAGUGGUUCUCCUCUCAAGGCCUGUCUCCGCGAACGGUGAAAUCCUCUUCGCCAAUCUGGGGCCUCGUUCGACUCGCCUUGGAUACUGCGGGAGCUCCCGGAGAUCGGCGAAUAAAGAGAGAAGCGAGACUGGCAAACAUGAUCGAGUCGGAGGAUCCAAAUCCGGAGGCAAGCUGGGAGCGGCGCGUGUCGGAGGAAUACCUGAAUACGGCAGGGAAAAUGAACAACACAAUGGCCCCCUUUCAGCAGCGACACGACCUGGCCCUCCGGCACAUCGGGAACUGGCUAGGCGUCCAGGACUGCGAUACCGACAUUGACCGUUUCCGCCUCCAGCCCCACACGACCGACUGGGUCCUUCAACAUCCCGAGGUCGUGCGGUGGAAGAGGGAGCGAAAGACCCAACUGCUGUGGAUCAGCGGGCCUCCCGGCUGCGGGAAAACGCACGCGUACGUCAAGUUGCUGCGGAACAUGAGCGGCGACGGCGAGGACGCCAUGCGCUUCUUCUUCGACCGCAGCGACAACUCGCGCACCCUCACCGAUGCCCUUCUCCGUACCUGGAUCUACCAACUGGUUGCCAUGUCCUGUUCCCACUCUUCCCAGGCCAUGCGCCUCGCCUGGGCACGCCAGCGUAUCGGGGCAACGCGGGUCGCCACCAAAGAGCAGGUGCGGGACUUGUUCACCUCGCUACUAAAAGUGGUGGUAGUGUGCUGCUUCACGGCCGACGGCAUCGACGAGUGUGCCGACCGAGUUGAGCUACGUAAGAUCCUGGACAUCAUCCCCGCCACGGCGUCUCUCACCAUGACGCCGGACCUCUUUGGCAAAAGUCUGGGGCGCUACAUCCGGGAUCAGCUCAAUGACCUUCCCGGGGAUCGUUCCGCCGAGCAGCUAGGGUGUAUUCAAGGCUGUUUGGAAGGCCCCCAUGCAACGUUUCUUGGGGUGCGUCUCGCGAUGCAGCGGCUGAGACGGUCCAAUGCUGAGGAAGAUACCGUCGUCGAAAUGGUCAAAAACCUCUCGGAUGACGUCAAUGAUAUAUACGAUGAAAUACUUGCUGAAGUUGACGCCUCCCCACACGGUGCCCAACAGAUGGCUUAUGCUGUUUUCUUCUGGAUACUCUCGGCCCGUCGCUUGCUCACACUCGAUGAACUUCUCAGUCUCCUCGCCGUUAGACUAUCAGGCUCCGCUGGUGAGGACGAGGACAACGACGAAAGCGCGUACUACGUGCCUAUACACUCCGAAAAUCCGCAAGAGCUUAUCGAAUCAAUCACGGGAGGGUUGGUUGUAUGUGGCGACCAAAGACAAGCCGUUUGCUUCACCCACUCCACGGCCGCGGAGCGGUUGAACAAGCAGCGGGUGCUGUCCAUGGCAGCAGAGUACCAUGAAGCCCCGCCUCUGUUCCCUCACGAUUCCAUCGCCACGGCCGUUUGCAUGCGUUACCUUUCCUUGAAUAUCCUCGCUACCGAGGCGUCACCGACCGGAUCCGGCCUGGAAUUGACCGAUGUCGUACGCCUAUCCUCUCCGGCGAGCGGUGUUCUCGGUGCGCUCGUGUACGCAGCCGGGCACUGGUUCUUGCACGCGCGGAAGGCCGGGGACAUGGACGCAACGACCCUCCGGAUCGGCGCAAGGUUUCUCGAUGGAGGCCGACCCAAUAUGGAGCUGAGCUGGCGAGUGUACUGGUUUGCCCACGGCGGCAUCCACCCGGGCGCGCAACUACCCAGGGGAUUCUCCAGCCUCCACGUGACGACGUAUUUUGACUUGUACGCCUUGUUCCUCCAUCUUCUUCCCGACGUUCCCGCUACGUCGGUCGACUCCAACGGCGCGUCCGUUGUGUGGUGGGCGGCGUCCCUAGGCCGCGACCAGUUCGUUGAGCAGCUCCUGGAGCACGGCGCCGACCCGCAGCAGCCGGACGCCGCCGUGGCGGCGGGGCACCGCAGUAGUUUCGCCGACAUCUGGGAGCCUCCCCAGGCGCAAAUGACGGUAGACCCGCCCCGCGCGUGGGAUGACAUUCGUAAUGAUCGCACAGACCGCGGCCGCACGGUAGUGCACCUGGCCGCCCUCCACAGAGGACGCAGCGGCACGCUAUCGGACCUGAUCCAGGUGGGGAACUGCGACUCAAACAGGUUGCCAAUAGUCGACCGGGUGGACAACGCGGGCCAGACGGCCCUCCACCUAGCGGCCUGUCAUGAUUGGGAGGUGAUGGUUAGGCAUCUCCAGCUGCUCGGAGCCGACGGGGCCAUCCAGGACGCCGCGGGCAAGAACGCAUAUCAUAGGGCCACCGAGGGAGGCUGUACUCGAGCGGCCGCAGCGCUGGCGGAGCGAUCGGCACUAGACCGGCUUCUCGGCCGUUACGAAUCCACUAUCAACGGGCAAAGGCGGGCGCUCGGGAUGGAGAGGGCCUGGAACUUAAAACUCCGCAUGUUCAAGGUUCCGGGGAGCGCCAAGGCCGCCGCGGGCGAGGUCCAGGACGAGUACGAGGACCACGCGGACUUUUGCGGAGGAUUGAAGAGAGAUCGAGGAUGCCCGGCAAGGGGUCGAGGACGGGGACAUUCACCCCUAGCCACGGACUCGAGCGGCCGGACGAUCUUGCACCACAGCAUCAUCAUGCAAGAGGACGACUUAAUGUCAGCGAUGCUGAACUCGUUGGCCAUAGAAGAGAAGGAGUUUCGCGCCCUGCUCGGCGCGCAGGACGACCGCGGCUGGACGGCCCUCCACUACGCGGCCUUGGGGCAGUCUCCCGACGUCAUUGAAACACUAGUGUCCGCCGGCGCCCCCACGGACACCCGCGGUAUCAAGACGAGACGGCGCGCGGGGGAGCUGGCUCAGAGGGACCGUUUCGGCCGGGUUCCCGCCUUCAGGGCCGCCGAAGCGCGCCGCUGGGAUGUCCUCCAAAUCCUGUGCCCCGAAACAAAACUAGCCCCGCGCGACAUCCUCAGUAUAGUGGGCGUGUUAGCCACGAGUAAAUGUACGGCGCCAGAUCUCUUCCCGAUGCUGCUCGAGCGGCUGCCUCCGUUCUGCCUCGCCCACGCGGGGAUGCACGCUCACGGACUAGCGCAGCUGCUCCUCGUCGGCAACGCCACGAUCAACGGCGGCUCCGCGAUGACAGAAGCCUCGCCCCUGCUGGUGGCCCUGGAGGCCGGCGACUGGGGCGUGGCGACGUUUCUCGUGCGGUGCGGGGCCGACGUGAACUGGCCUCGCGACCGCCGUCCCAUUCUCGCGGCCGUCAAGCACGGCGGGCCAGAGUGUGUCGAGAUGCUGCUUCGGCACGGCGCCAAGGCCCACCAUGUUUUUCGCGACUCGGUGCCCGCGCCCAAGAUGUUGCUCCCGGACGACGGACGAGGGGAUGGCUCUAGUUGUCCCGCCGAGUCGAAACACAUCGUCCGCGUCCUAACGAAAUAUGGCGCACCCAUCUUUAGGGGUCCCUUCCCCCGGGGUGGACUGCAGCUCCUAGUGGCCCCAGACAACCACGGUAAUGCCCCCAUUCACGUCGCCAUCUUGGCGGGCGACGUGGAGGCCGUGCAGAUGGAGCUAGAUGCUGGCGUGCCAGUCGACUGGGCAUCCUUCGGUUUCGGGAAGAAAACCCCCUUGAGGCUCGCGGUGGAGCGCGAUGACAUGGGCGUGACCGCCCUGCUGCUGAGAUACGGCGCUAAUCCAGGGGAGCUUCUUGAUCGCGAGCCUGAUGAUUUUAUGGAUCCACUGAGCCAAGAGAUGAGGGAAUUGCUAGAGCGCAGCCGUACCCCGAGGGAAUUGUUGUAA